This is a messenger RNA of Gaeumannomyces tritici R3-111a-1, 3694 nucleotides long. RefSeq lists its product as hypothetical. The record is from RefSeq and is a predicted model, not a curated record. Lineage: Eukaryota; Fungi; Ascomycota; Sordariomycetes; Magnaporthales; Magnaporthaceae. The coding region runs from base 199 to 3516 and encodes 1105 amino acids. The transcript has 2 exons.
GCCAAGGGUUCCAAAUUGGCAGCCGCAUCACUGCAGCUUGACGUCCCCAUCUCCAGGUUGAGAACAGAGCGGAUUCUUUUCGAUAUUGAGCUACAUCACGACCAACAUUCUCCCAACUUCACGUCUGGCACCUUUAUCCAUCACAUUCGCCCAUAUCAAGUAUCCAGGCCCAAACGGAUCAGAAAUCCAGCUGCAACAAUGAAGGCCUUUCUGCAGGGAAGGUCGAGCCAGCGCAAAGGCAGCGAUAGCGCGGGCCGGAUCGAGACACAAGACAUGAAGCCGCCAAAACACCAAGAAUCUCAUAUGAAGACUGUGCCUGUCUCUAGCUCGGGAUCGUCGAAAAAGGCGCUCAACAAGUUGUUCCAGAGGUCUUCAAGCAGCGGCGCCCCGGCAACACCAUCUGUGGAUGCCGGCUUGACUGCUCCGUCGGGGUCCUUCGUUGCGCCGUCGGCGCAGCCGCAGCCGCAAUACUGGCCUGCGCAGGGACAAGAGCAGCAGCAGCAACAACUACAACUACAGCAGCAGCAGCAGCAGCAGCAGCAGCAGCAGUAUGCGCCGGCCACUACGGCGUUCUACCCAAGGCCAGUCGAUCAGGACCAGCAUCUCGGUAGCCAGAGCGUUGUUCCUCUGUUUGCGGACUCGGCCUCUAUCCAGCGGGGCAUGGAGCUACAUGGGGAGUCUGCCAUGAUUCAUCCGGCGCCACUGCCCUCCCAGACCACGCAAUAUAAUGCUCCCCAAGGCCAGAUGCCUCAGCUUCCCCCUGUCACGGCGGCGGGCCCUCUUGAGCUGCCCGUCCAGCAUCGCGCCACGCCAAUGACGGCGCCCUAUCUCGGCACACCUCUGACUCUCGAUCCCCGCCAGAGCUGGAAGCCCAGCGACAGGUCACCCAUGACUGUGGCUCCACCGGCACCGGCCGAACUGCAAGUUGUCCCUGUUUCCGUGACCGUCUCAAACGUGUCUGGCAGGCCGGCUACUUCGACAGAGCAGAUGCCUCACCGGGAAAGGACACUGCCGGUGGCCUCGGAAAGCACCUUGAAGCUGGUGCCCAACAUAGCCCCGCUGAAGACCAACAAGCGACGGUCUGUGCCACCCCGGGCGAGCUCGGACGGCAAGGUCAUGGGCAUGAAUAGCUUCAAGAACACCGAGGGAGAGCCGCUAUCUCGGGCCACCACGAGCGGGAGUGACGGGGCAGUCGUGGGCGCACCGGCCGCAAGUCACUUCCGAAACGUGGGCCCGGGAGGGAACGAGGCGGAAAUGGCAUCCCGAGUCGAGGCCGGUGGCUCCCAGGAGCCUCAUGUCGAGAGCCGGCUGCCUGCCCAGAGCGCCACUACGAGACCGCCACAGGAGCUGGCGGCAACCACCGAGAGCGGAGGAGCCCCAGGCGGGGUGGCAUCGAGGCCAUCGACGGCAGGCGGCACGACCGCGAGCGAAUCCGAGUCUGCACUGGAGAAAUAUCAUCAGCCACAGAUGCCAGUGGCUGGUGCUGGUGCCGACAACAAUUUUCCCCAGCCACAUAUUGCCAGCAGCCAGCAGAUGCAAAGUCCCUACUAUCUGCCAGAUGGAGAUGCACUGUUGGGACGAGCGGCAGAUGCUGCCUCUGCUGGUGCCGCCAGGACGGGCCCUGCAGACAGCCAUGGGAACGCGCCGGCUGGCUACAAGGCCUUCAAACCACCCACAACGUCGGAACGCCCCAGCCGCGACGUCCGGAUCCAGCAGAUGAUCCUACAGCACAGGCCCGAAUUCGUUACUGGCGGUGAUGGGGCCGUGGACUGGGUCGAGACUCUGGUGGCCUUUGUGCCAACGUUGCUGGAAAAAGCAAGAGGACAGAGCACGCAAGGUCCGGGAGCAGAAGCGUACAACGCUGUCGGGAGCCGGAGCGCAAGCAGUGGACGAGGGGGCGUCCAGGGCGGCCGGGCAGAGAGACAGCUGCGGGACGAGCUGGCCGCCCUACAAAAAACGGUGGCGUCACUGGAGCAGGAAAAGGGAAGAUUACAAGAUGAUCUUCGCUACUUCAAAGCCAAGGCCACCAAGCGGGGCGAGGCCAUCCGAGAGCGGGACGACGUCAUCCGGGACCGCGAAGACGAGAUAGCCGAGCUGAAGAAGUUCAUGGGCAGCAAGGUCUCGGAUCUGAAGCGCGACUGCGACGACGCCGCCGCGAGGCUGUCGCGCGCCGAUGCGGACAGGGCCGCGCUGCAGUCGAGCCUCGCCCAUGCGAGACACGAGACCGAGUCCCAGAAGGCGCAGUACGCCGGUCUGGCAGAGAGCCUCGGGAGGGAAGUGAACAAGUACAAAGGCAUGAGCGAGCAGUGGGCGCAGGCGCUGAACGACGAGAGGGCAGAUUUCCAGACCAGGCUCACGACCCUGGAGAGGACGCAGCAGGAAAACCUCGCCAAGCAGAAGGCGUCGUACGACACGGCGGUGCAGCAGCUCAACCACAAGUUCGUCGAGGAGCUCAAGAGGGUGCAGAUGGACCACGCGGCGUCGGUGGAGCGGCUCAACAGCAUCAUCGCGAACAUCGGGUCAAAGCACCAGGCCGAGGUGGAGGAGUCCAGGAACAAGCACGCGUCGGAAAUGCAGGACCUCAAGGCGCAAAGCACAAAGGCCGUGGCGGACCUCAAGUCCAAGUUCGAAAAGGAGACGCGCGGGCUGCGCAACCGCAUGGCGGCCUACAGCACGGGCACGUACACGGCCAUCCCGGACAGCGACCUGGUCGUGUCGCUGCGGCGGCUCGUGCAGGACAUCAGCAACCUCAGCCUCUACGUGCCGCAGCCCGCCGGCUACGUGCCCAGCCCCGAGGCGGACCCGGGCAACCACGUGGCGCGGUCGCUGGCCCGCGGCACCGGCGCCGCCACGUGGCCGCGCUUCGUCCAGAGCGUCUGCUGGACCGUGGUGCUGCGCGGCUUUUUCAGUCUGCCGCUGGGCUUUGGCGCGCUGGGCUGCCAGGGGCUUGGAUACGAGAUCAUGGCGCCGCUGUUUGAGAUGUUUAUCGGGAAGGACAUGAGAGCCCACGAAGACCUGCCCGACAUCUUCCCCGAAGACAAGGAAACGAACGUGGCCCGGGCCUGGCUCAUGGCUGGCAUCCUCCGCGACGUCGCUAAGCGCGACGCCAGCCAUCCCGAGAACGGGCCCGUGCUGGCGAGCAUCUUCGAGGACAACGCGCGGCUGGUGUCGCGCGAGCUGACGGCGCAGCUGCAGCACGUCAGCAACGGCGGGCUCGACCCGGGAGCCGAGGCCCAGGUGGGCGGCGUGGUGCGCGCCGUCGGCGUCUUCGCGCUCGAGAUGGGCUCGCAGCGCGCCCAGGUGGCGCUGGAGAAGUGCGACUACGGCGAGGUCGUCGCCCUGGGCGAGCGUUUCGGCGACGCCAAGGGCGGCGGCGGCGGCGGUGACGGCUGCGGCGACUGGGAGCGCGUCCAGGUGGACUUGCUCACGCAGCCGUGCCUGAUCAGGAAGGGGGACGGGCGCGAGGAUGUGUCGACGCUCAAGGUCAUUGUCAAGGGCGACAUCAUAUCCCUGUAGUGUAGCAUACAUGCGUGCUUGGUAUCCGGGGUACAUGGUGGUGCCCGGGUGGGUUUCUGGUCUGGCCAUCUCCAAUGGGAGGCACUUUAGGGAGGGUGUACGCCGGAACCAUCUGCAACUUUUAGCGUUCAAAAAGGAAACGGCCAGUUAAUUAAAGCACCUUCAUGAACACCUUCAU